CAAACGGUUUUUUAAAUUUGCUAACCGGCGGAGCCUGUGAGUGAGAUUAUCCUAUUUUCUUUUUUGGCAACUUGGCAAGAUUCCCUCGGGCGCGCCAUAAGCGCGCGUUACAUUGCAGUAAAAAGGAUAAAAAUAGAAUAGUGUGUUGCGUGUUCGGACAUUUUUGUUUUCAAAUGACAUACAUACCGCGUCGCCUCAGUUUGCAUUUUAGAAAUCAAGUGAAAACUGUGAAGUGUGGACUAAAAUCAGUUACUGUAAACAUUGGACUGAUUUUUUUGUGGUGCGCUUCGGUUUAGAAAUAUACGCCUAUAUUUUGUUUCUUGUAUGUGUAUAGUAUAAACAGUGUGUGAAAUGGCUCAAGUGGAGCCUAUGGACGUUGAUAACAUCGCCAGUGACUCUGACGAUAAGGAGAACUCUUUACACAAUAUCAAUGUGUUCCCUAAGACCCCCAGUACAGAGAAAGGGUAUGAGGAACUUGAUGACUCUGAAUUCAAUAUGAAGUUAAGAUAUUCCAUCACUCCAGCCAAUUCUCCUAUGUCGCGAAGCUAUACAGCCAAUUAUAAAGGAGAUUCGGGUCCCAACAGCUUAAACAGUACUGUGGUUAUGGACAAUAAUUUGACCAGGUCACUCAACUCAACAGCAAUGAAAACUGAUGUACUCAAAUCCCCCAAGCUACCGUUGCAGGCUCUACCAACGAUCCUAUACACAAAAAGUGACAGAAGAUCCUGUGAUAGAGAAGGUAAUGUAACUGUAACUAUCUCUGGGACGGACAAUGAUGACAAUAUCUCAUUGCCAAGUACAUCAUCUUCAGCUGUUCAAACACCAGAAGCUACAACACCAACUAAAGAGAUACCCAAAAGUGAUGGGUCACCUAUAAUGAGGGGUCUGAAAAGUGUAUUAAGUAUGUUCAGAUCAUCACACAGUCCUAACCCACCAUCUGAAGAUGAUGCCAGCCAUGAAAACGAAUGCCAUAAGGAUCCAGCAAAAGAUAGCUCACCAAAUUCUUUAGUAACAGCUUCUACACCUUAUAGCAGCACAGUAGAAGAUAAUAUUAACACCUCAAAACACACCUCAGAAGUUGUUCCCAUUCAUGAAAAUCCAUACCUUGAGACUCCAGCUAAAGAAACAGCAGUAACAGGUUCAAUAAACUCUCAACUGGUAUCCUCCACACCAAUUUCUAACAGCUAUAUUAAAUGCUCAAAAGAUUCUUCAAAAAGAAACAGCCCCUUAAAAGAAAGUGUAGUUUUUAAUGAAGGUUUGGAAAGAGAAUUGAAUUGGCAAGAGACUGAAAUAUUUUUCAAGCAUGAAAAAAUACCCAUACAUAAGACAUUGUUUCAAUCUAGUCCAUUAAAUAUUGAUUCAAAUCCAGAAUUAUCUGUGAAAAAUAGUGAUAUGGGUAAAAUAAACACUACAGUCGAGUAUAUGGAUGUUUCUACUGCAGAUCUUUCAUAUAAAUCAGUCUUAGAAGAUAAAAUUUUAAAUGAUAUUGACACUAAAAUAGUUUUCAAUGAAAUGAGUGGUGUUGACUCUGACAAUGAGUUUGUAGAUUGUGAGACGACAUUUACGAGAACUAAAUCAUACAUACUUGAAACUGCACCAGAAAAUAAAAUAUCGCCAGUAGUGUUUCAAACUGAUAAUAUACCUCAUGAGGUAUGCCUUGAAGAGUUCAUUGAACCCUUUAAUAAGUCAAACAAAAUUAAUGAUAAUGAAAUAGUAGCUGAUAAUAAAACAACAGAAUUAAUAGGACAAUCAUUCACCAUUGCAACAAAUAGUUUAACAUCUGAAACACCUCUAGAUGACCUCAACAAUCUGCCUGAAGCUUCGGAAUUUGCCAUACAGAAUGAUUCAUGUAAACCAACUGUAGAAAUGACUAAUAAAGCAUUCCCAGAGGUCAUUGAAACCACUAAUUUACCUGCCGAAUUCCCUGUUAAAGACCAUAUCACCCAAGAUGAUGUCACUCUUAAUGAUAGUAAUAUUAUCAGUUCUGUUUCACCUUCAAAUAAUUCUUGUACUACAAAAAUCCAUCAAUCUCAGGUCCUUGAAAAUAUUAAUGUAUCUCUUGAAAAGUAUAUAGAAAAUGAUCUUACAUGUUCAGUAGCUACAAGCCAAUCAUACAUACAGCAGUCCGUACAGGAUAACAAAGCAUCGAUCACUCAAAUCACUAAUGACAUUAAAGAUCCCAAGAAUUUCGAAAUUGAAAUAACUACAAGUGCACCAAAUCUACCUACUAAUAACAUGAUUAUCAAAGACGAAAAUGCAAUAAAUUUAGAUACUGAUGAUGGCAAUACAACCCGAAUAUUAUUUAAAAUUGAUGAACUUUUAUUGAACAAAAUAAACUUAGCUAAUCUUGAAAAUGACAUUGUUUCAAAUAAUACUGAAAAAUUAGAUAUGGAAUUUGAAAAGGCAUCAAAAAUUUCAGAUUUUAAUAUCUUUAAUACCAGUGAAGAAUGUUCCCCGGAUGAAAAUGGAGCAACGAAUGAUACUGUAAUUAUCACAAAUAAUGAAAACAUAAAUGAAGAUAUCAGAAACUCGAUUGAAAUGGAUCAAAUAUCCGAAAUAAUUGAAGAAUUAAAUGAAAAGACAUUAGUUUCUGACGAUUAUGCAGAUGAGUAUAGUAAGUUAAAUACAACAAGCACUAAGAAUAAGGAAGUAAUUGAAAAAGUUCAUUUACAAAAUAACGAAAUUGACAAGACUUCUGAAUAUAACAUGAAUGUAGAUGUAAACAUUCGUGAUUCAUUUCACUUACCUAAUGAAAAAGAAAACAUUGCAGCAGAAUGUGAGUUAAAUAUUUGUAAAGGUGAAAAUAAUGAAGAACCUAUCACAAGUUUAAUAAAUAAUCACAUUAUGCCAUGUAUACAAAAAACUGAAAGUACUCUAGAUAUAGCUAUGGACAGUUUAGAACCUGAUUUGAAUUUAAUAAAUAAUCAUCUGACAUUUGAAAGAAAUAAAACAGACACCCAUGCAGAGGUAGACUAUAGUAGAAGUGAGCAAAAUUACAUUGACACCAAAUCAGAACUUAAUAAAGACAUUGAUUUGAAGAACCAUUCGCCUAUCAAUAUACCGCUUCCAAAUGAUGAUGAAAUUGAAAAAGAUAGUUUACUAGAUCUGUGUUCUGUCAAAAAUAAAAAUUACGUUGGAGUAAUGUCAGAAAUCGAAAGCGAAAAAACAGUUUCUGUUGCAAAGAUUGCUAGUAACACUGAAAACACCAAAGAAGCUAUAGAUAAAACUAUCUCAUCCAAACCAUUCCAAUUACUUGAUGAUCCAAAUUUAAAUAUUUCACGCAAUGAUACUUUUAAUUCGUCUCUGGACAAAUUUCAAACUAAUUCCAAUUUAGAUGUUGAGAUGGCAACAGUGAAAAGUGAUAUUAUUCAUGAUAUACCAUUUGCUCAGUUAUCGACUAAUCUAACAUCAUGUUUGCAAGAUUUGAAUAUAGACACAAGUAACAAAGAAUCGCAACAAAUGCCUGCAAGAACAAAUGAAAUUAUUAACUUUAACAAUACCUUUACUAGUUCAGAGGUAGAAAAUCAGCCAGAGAUAAAUAUUAAACCAACGGCUACACUCCCAGAUGUUGUUCAAGCAGUAAAAAAUAUAGAAAAAGAUGAUCUAGAAAUAAAAACAGACAUAUUAAAUGAAAAGAUACAUGCACAAGAUAAUAUAAAUGCUAAAGUUUUUGACGAUGAAAUCGUGACCUCUGCAAAUAACAGCCCUUAUGUAUCAGUAAGUGAAUUGAAUUUAACUUCCAAUGUACCUGCUAAUGAUUUGGAAACACCGCCUGAGACAGAAAUUAAAAUAACCAGUUCUCCUCCAAUUUCUCCGAAAUUCUCCAGAAAAGGAUAUAACAUUAACUUUGACGAAAUUGAGAAUCCAUUCGCAACAAAAACAAACAUUAGAAUGUCACCUCCACCCGGAACACCAAAUAGAUCCUUCACACAAGUAAAUAAUAACCAAAAAAAUAUAGAAAUGGCAAGAAGACCACCAAAUAGACGAAUGUCUCAACCAGAGGGAAAGAAACCUGAGGCUAAUAAAAAGCAAUUUAACUCAUCCAUAGAUAGACUGAAGAGGGGUAAAGCUAAAAGGUCCAGUAAUACAGUAGACAUUGAGAAGAAUAUUAUAAAUGAAAAUAAAAAUGUGGAUAAUGUCAACAAUUUAGCUUCAAAAGAAGAAGAUAUUCAAAAAGAGAUUAGUCCUUCUUUAGAAAGUGAGAUUGAUUAUACUCAUACUGCAACACUUACUAAAACUUCGUCAGAUUUUGAAAAUCAAUCAAUUUUGUAUAAAUCCAAUGAAAAUAUUAUUUCAACUGAACAAAAUGUAAAUGAUAAUCCGGAACCAAAAAUCAUUUUUGAUGGAUCAGAAAUUGAUGAUAUGAACUUUAAUCCGUUUGCCACAAAAUCAAGAAUUUGUGCGACACCACCACCAAUAGAAUUCAAAGAGCCUUUGAACGUCAGAAAUGAUACUGAAAUUGCAUCAGAUAACAUAAUUGGAAACAAAUUUAAAACUGAGCAACUGAAUGUAUGUAUUGAUAAUAAUAAAAAUGGAACAAUUUGCAUUGAAAAUAGUGCCCAAAAUGAAGUGAAAGUUUUGUCUAACACAAGCAACAUAACUUCUUCAUCAAUAAACACUGAAGACAAAGAUGUAAGUAUUCGUGUACUCAACACCGAAGACGAGGAUACAAUUGAGGGACCGUUUUUCGAGGCUGAGGAUUUGGACGACGACGUCAAAGUGCCGGAAAUCGAAAAAGACAUUUUGCAAUGUGAAGCUUUACCUGCAACUUCAAACAACGAAGAUAUAGAUAAUCGUGAACUUUUCAUCGAUGCUGAGGCAUUCGAAUUCUUACUAAAUCAAAACAAAAGCAAUGUUGUAGCAGACAGUGGUAAAGAAAGCCUGUUCCUUAAAUUUGAUCCACUUUUUGCUAAAAGAGUUUCAUCGGAUGGUGUCCUAGCUGCUUUGAGUACAAUUCAAAAGAGACAAAGUACACCAAAAAAAUUAUCGAGGGCGCCUUUAGUAAAAUUAGCACGAGAUGAAAAACCUAUGGCGGGUCCUUCUAAUGUUGCGUCUAUGCCUGAAUUAAACAAUGAAGAAAUAAUAAGUACUGUGUCCAAACCUAUGAUGGUAGUAAAUCCUGCUAUGGCCAAGCAGCCAGUUGCUACUCCAAGAAUAUCACUUACUCCGAAAUCGAAUAGACAAUCUUUAAAUUUCGCAUCUCCUGCCAUGGUUGUUAUCGACAGGUUGCUAUCUCUGAGUGGUAAUACAUCUCUAUUAGACCAGGAUGUUACGGCGGAUGCCAGUACAAACCACGAGGCUAAUAUUGUUCUUGUUCAACUUAGAGAACUAUUAGCAGAGAAGGAACUACACGUUUAUAGUUUGAAAUGCGAAAGUAAAGAAUUAAGAGAGAGAUUAAUCACAUUAGAGUCACAAGUGAGAAGUUUAGAGAACGACGGCGAGGAAAGAUUAAAAAAAGUCAAUAUGUUAAAUGAACGUUUAGCUGAGAAGACAAAAAUUAAUAAGAGCAUGGCCAUUGUCGUAGAAGAGUAUGAGAGGACUAUAGCUAGUUUGGUCGCUGAAAUGGAGCAAGACAAGAAGCGGAACGCAGAAGAAAGGAUGAGGUUAAUCAAUGAGAGGGACGAGCAAACAGCCCAUUUGGCUAGUAUGGAGGGAUCCUUUAGUGAUUUGCAUAGCAAGUAUGAAAAAUGCAAACAAAUUAUACUGAACAUGAAAGCAAACGAAGAUAGUUAUAAGAGAUCGUUUAAAGAAUUUGACGAAAAUCUGGUGAAAAUGCAAAAGAAUUACGAUUUGCUAAAACAGCACGCGACAUCGAAGUUGAACCAUGCCAAUCAGGAGCUAGAGAAACUGAACAAAGCGCAUGACGCCGAAGUACUAAAACUGACCGCUAUUAUAAAACGCAAAGAGUUGCACAUAACGUCUUUAGAAGAAUCUCUCACUCAGAAGAGUAAAGCUAAUGAAGAGUUAGCUGCGAUUUGUGACGAACUCAUCAAUAAAGUUGGAUGAGUUAUACAAACAGUUGUCAUAUGAGUAGUCACUUAGAUGUAGAGAGAGAGACCCUGUGAUCUCGACUGUUUUUUGAGCUUGUGCACUUAUUUGAAGAUAAGUUGCAUUAAGUUUAAAAUCUACCAGCGAAUUUAAAGUCGUGCCUUCAAAAUAUACUAUUAAUAAGCAAGACUGCCGAU
Maniola jurtina (meadow brown) is the source of this 6185-nucleotide messenger RNA. RefSeq names its product reticulocyte-binding protein 2-like. Gene Ontology annotation, biological process: mitotic spindle organization; cell population proliferation. The transcript is spliced from 2 exons. Gene Ontology annotation, cellular component: cytoplasm. Bases 352 to 6006 code for a protein of 1884 amino acids. The record is from RefSeq and is a predicted model, not a curated record. NCBI's taxonomy places the organism in Eukaryota, Metazoa, Arthropoda, Insecta, Lepidoptera, Nymphalidae.